Messenger RNA from Paramecium tetraurelia, 231 nucleotides. RefSeq lists its product as uncharacterized. The record is from RefSeq and is a predicted model, not a curated record. The transcript is spliced from 2 exons. Lineage: Eukaryota; Ciliophora; Oligohymenophorea; Peniculida; Parameciidae.
AUGGAGUAUAUAUUAAGUUUGAUUAACAUUCAAUGUAAUAAAAACUAUGUUCCUUUUGACACAGUUUCUUAUAAAAGGGCUUUGAGAAUAGGAUCAAUCCCAUUAACUGUUAGAUAGGCUAAUAAAGACCAUUUCACAAGAUUAGCCGAAUCAUAAAAUAAUCAGUUGAAUUGGUUUAAACUGUUACCAUUGACAUUAAGUAAUUGGCAACAGAAAAUUAGGAUAAAUUGA